Messenger RNA from Cervus elaphus (red deer), 1586 nucleotides. Its product is annotated as spindle and kinetochore-associated protein 2. Gene Ontology annotation, molecular function: microtubule binding. The transcript has a single exon. Gene Ontology annotation, biological process: mitotic cell cycle; chromosome segregation; cell division. The record is from RefSeq and is a predicted model, not a curated record. Bases 13 to 378 code for a protein of 121 amino acids. Gene Ontology annotation, cellular component: spindle microtubule; outer kinetochore. Lineage: Eukaryota; Metazoa; Chordata; Mammalia; Artiodactyla; Cervidae.
CAACUAUUCAACAUGGAGGCGGAGGUCGAUAAGCUGGAACUGAUGUUCCAGAAAGCUGACUCUGAUCUGGACUACAUUCAGUACAGGCUGGAAUAUGAAAUCAAGACUAAUUAUCCUGAUUCAGCAGGCAAGAAAAAUCCAGUUACACUUGUAAAGGAAUUGUCAGCAAUAAAGUCUCGAUAUCAGACUUUGCAUGUUCGUUUUAAACCAAUUUCUGUGGAGCAGAAAGAGACUAAGAGCCGCAUUUGUGCUACUUUCAAUAAGACUAUGACCUUGAUACAAGAACUGCAGAAGGAAACAGACCUGGAGCUGUUACCACUGACUGAAGAAGAGAAAACUGCGGCAGAGCAAUUAAGAGCUCACAUGUCAGACUUCUGAGGAAGAAAUGGACUUGCAAAAAGGAACUCUAAUGGGGAAGAAAUCAAUCCCAGAAAUUUAGGAAAAUGUCUUGUUAACAUUGAUGACUAUUGGUCGGGAGAUGACAAAGGAGAUUUGGCUUGGAUCACUGGAUAGUGAUGCCUUCCACAGGAGGGGGGAUACAAGAGAAGGGCAGAUAUUGUAUUAAUAAAGUUCAGCCAAAGGGGCAGAAUGGAAAUAAAGAGAUUUUUUAAAUAUAUGCACACAUGCUUAGUAAUUUCAGGCAAGGAAGUCCCAACACCAUUUCGUAUCUGUUUUUGUGUAAGUGGGAUAACACAGAUGUCCUGACUGACCUAUUGCAAAAGAAUAUUAUGUACUAUCAGUCAGUCAGAUGUGAAUGAACAUGCUUGGGAAAUUAAAGGUUAGAAAAAUAUUUGUACUAUAUUAUACAUAUGUAAAUAAUUUUAUUGUUGAAAAUUCUGAACGCAGAUGUGGGUCACAUUACUGGUGAGACUGCUAACAUGUGACUUGACAGUCUCCCACAAUACCUAACUUAGUAGAAAGCUGGCUUUUCUGUGACAGCUUCACUUUUAUUUUUGUCCUGUUCCUUCCGCCUGCCAACGUUGAGCAUGAGCUCUGCUUUCUAAUGCUGUUUCAGAUUGCCCCUGUCAUAUUUCAGGAACCUGAAAUAUGCCUUUGUUCUCCUCUAGUCUCUAUUACUGUACUUGUUCAGUUCAUUCUAUUGUAAAUCUCUAUAUAUGAACCUUCAAGUUGUGAACGUUCGAAGACGUAAACGUGUGUUUUCCCCUCCAGUCACAUAAGUUAGCUCUGUUUGAGGAGGCACUGUUAGGUUUUGAGGCACAGGACCCGAGUGUAGGAUGGUACAUGAAGGUUGCAGCGGCCAUUCAGAAUGUAAUUCAGUGCUACCGUGGCAUCUAUGAUGAGAAAAAAAGAGCUCCCACUCAGACAUUAUUGGAUUGUUCUUCAAGAAGGCAGACAGAAUUGACCAGCAAGGAACCAGACCCUGUGCCCUCAACUGCAGGUGUGAAAUCGCAGCUUGCCUUCUGUCUCCUGUUGCUGAUGACCCUUCAGCUCUACCAUCUCCCUCCUCCCCUCCCUCUCCAGUCAGUAACUCUUCUUGCCUGUUCACUCGAUGCCAGCCCCUGUUGUCCUGUACUACUGUGCUUUUCAACAUACUGUACUUUCAGAUUAAAAAUGUUUUAUUUCUU